AUUUACCCAAAGCGUGCUUUCAGACUCGGGAGAGGUGAAAGAAAUGAGCUUGUGCGCUACGGAACUGCACUUUCAAACACAAUUCUACACUUUUAUAUGGUCUUGCUUAUACGUUAUGGGUUUUAAACAUUUUUGAUCAACUUCGAGACAGCCUGGGGAAAAUGUCUUGGAUACACUUGCAUUUGGCUAAUCAGACAUUAUAUGAAUCUGUAAAUGGUACAGAAGUGAGAGCUGUUGCUGACAACGAUACCAUAGAUCCAAGAUGGGUUGAAGACUCCUUUCCAGGAUUAGAAAUACUGUGCACUAUUUAUAUUACCUAUGCUGUGAUCAUUUCAGUGGGUCUCCUUGGGAAUGCUAUACUCAUCAAAGUCUUCUUUAAGAUUAAAUCAAUGCAGACGGUUCCAAAUAUUUUCAUAACCAGCCUGGCUUUUGGAGACCUGUUACUUUUGUUAACCUGUGUGCCAGUUGAUGCAACACGCUACAUUGUGGAUACCUGGCUCUUUGGAAGAAUUGGCUGCAAGCUGUUGUCCUUUAUCCAGCUAACUUCAGUUGGAGUAUCAGUGUUCACUUUAACUGUUCUCAGUGCUGACAGAUACAGAGCCAUUGUGAAGCCCUUGGACCUGCAGACAUCAGAUGCUGUUAUGAAGACUUGCUGUAAAGCUGGCUGUGUCUGGAUUGUCUCCAUGAUGUUUGCUAUCCCAGAGGCUGUAUUUUCAGAUUUAUAUUCAUUCAGCAAUCCCGAGAAAAACGUAUCUUUUGAAGCAUGUGCCCCAUAUCCUGUAUCUGAGAAAAUACUGCAGGAAGCUCAUUCUCUGGUCUGCUUCUUGGUGUUCUAUAUUAUUCCACUCACUGUCAUUUCUGUCUAUUAUUUUCUUAUUGCCAGAACGUUAUACAAAAGCACAUUCAACAUGCCAGCUGAAGAACAUGGCCAUGCCCGUAAACAGAUUGAAUCCCGCAAGAGAGUUGCAAAAACUGUGCUGGUGCUGGUUGCUUUGUUUGCUUUCUGCUGGCUGCCUAACCACAUCCUCUACUUAUACCGCUCUUUCACUUACCACUCUUCUGUAGAUGCCUCUGCCUUUCAUCUCCUAGCUACUAUUUUCUCUCGGGCUUUGGCCUUCAGCAAUUCCUGUGUUAAUCCCUUUGCUCUUUACUGGCUAAGUAAAAGUUUCCGGCAACACUUUAAAAAGCAAGUUGUGUGUUGUAAGGCAAGACUUCCUACACGGCCUCCUAGCAUUACCCACAGUAACACGCCAACCAGAGCCCUAUCAGUCACAGGCAGUACACAUGGCUCAGAAAUCAGUGUCACUUUGCUAACAGAUUAUAGUAUCACAAAGGAAGAAGAAAGCGUUUAGUUUUUCUGCCAUGGAGAGGGGGCAGAAACCAUGCAUUUCCCACAAAGAUACCAGUGCAUCUGGAUCCAGCAAGGAGCUGCAGGUAAAGAAGCUGGUGUGUCCCUUGUACUCUCUGCGGGGAGAUCUUCAGCAGGAGUUUCUGAUACCUUCCAUUACACAUUCAAACCUGUGUGUACGGAACAGAGAACUGAGAACACAACCUGGGCUCAAUCAAGAGGACAGCACAUGUUUCUCGUGAGCAAUGUGCAUCUCUCCCUGAGGUUCCUCCAUUGAGCUGACAACACAACAUUCAGCUGAGUGGAAGGCAUAUUUUUGUAUUGGCUCUGAGUUUGCAGAGCUAGAGAGCUGUGAUUAUGGGCAUUCCUUUUUUGGAAAGUAUUUAUAUUGUCUUUCCUUAAAAAAAGAGAAAUAAGCAAGUUUUCAUAAAAUGGCAAACCAGGUUUUUUGCUAGCUGUUGCAUCAUUAAUGUCAAUGGAAAUACACCAGCAUAAAACUUCAGUGUUAUGGAGAAUCAGACUUUGGAGGCCUUCUCUUACUUUUCAGGUUUUGACACAGAAUAUUGUCUUCUUGGCCUCCUGGAUAUUCUUUUUGGCCACAGGAUAUUUCUUCUUGGCCUCCUGCAUAGUGGACAUUCCUGUGGGGAAGGGACCUGUUCAGGGCAUCCUUGAAUCUCACUGAUCCUCAGCUGCUAGUAAAUUCUUGAAUGUUGGAGUGACUGUAGAAUCAGCUUGACCGUGGCCAGCCCAAAAGUAGGUAAAUAUAAAGGUGGCCUAAAGUCAUGUUUGCUUUCCCUCUCCAGUCAUUCACUAAGAACAGUUUGGCUGGAGCAGGAAUUGGGUCUCACAUACCUUAAACAAUACCUAAAAUAAUGCUCCCUGCACCCCACAUCACACACACACACAGUUUUUCCCUUUCAUGUACAACGAAAUAAAAAAAAAAGGCCAUGGCUUGUUAGUCAUCUAAAUUUGGAGUUUAAACUCCAUAUUUUUGUGUCCUAGUUUAUUAACGCUUCUGGAAAAUGAAUGUGUCACAUGUUUCUGAUCCCUAGAGAUUUUUUUUGCUGUAGGCUAAAUUCUGUACUUCAAAAUCCUUGGGCAGUCCUCACAACAGUCUUUGAAAAUAGCAACUUCUAAGAUUCACUUUUUUUCUCAGUUUGCAUGUGGCUACUUUUGCUUUGUGUAUACAUUGCUGUAGAUAGUCUAACUUUUUGGAAUUGUAUGCUGCUAGAAAUGUGUUUCCACUACACAUUGCAUGUGUGACAUUUAAGGAUUGGCUAUAUUACUGACUUAACCUCUCUGUUGCCUAUAAUAUUUGUUGUAUUAAUUUUACCUAACUCAACCCUCAUGAUAUAUACUUCAGAGUGAUAUAUUAGUUAACAUCUACUUUUAUCAGUGCAAUCUGAUGUUAUCACUCCUUGUAUUGAUAUAACAUAACCACCCAGCAGUAACAAAUACAAUUUAUGCAGGCUACUUAGGGAAGAAAGGAUUAAGUCUUUCUUGGCAGCCUUGGAAAGCCCCAUUCAAGUUCAGGGAGUUGAAUGGGCAUGCUGGACAUGGUUUGGAAAAGGAUUGUGAGGUGACAGAUCAAGUGGAUUUGUAAUUAAAAUCCAUACCAUAUUGUAAAAGAAAUAAAAUAUGCAAAAUAUGUAGGGAUAAAAUUCAAAGUAGGGACUCAAUCCUGCAAAGCCUACCUUAAUCACAGAAUCAGAAAAUUAGAGAUGGAAGGGACCUUGGAUGGUCAUCUAGUCCAUCC
Gavialis gangeticus (Gharial) is the source of this 3104-nucleotide messenger RNA. It is a transcript of the gene BRS3, whose product is annotated as bombesin receptor subtype 3. The record is from RefSeq and is a predicted model, not a curated record. Gene Ontology annotation, biological process: bombesin receptor signaling pathway. Gene Ontology annotation, molecular function: bombesin receptor activity. The transcript is spliced from 3 exons. Gene Ontology annotation, cellular component: membrane. NCBI's taxonomy places the organism in Eukaryota, Metazoa, Chordata, Crocodylia, Gavialidae. Bases 162 to 1352 code for a protein of 396 amino acids.